Molecule: messenger RNA, 6080 nt
Organism: Falco peregrinus (peregrine falcon)
Lineage: Eukaryota; Metazoa; Chordata; Aves; Falconiformes; Falconidae
Gene: RGS6
Product: regulator of G protein signaling 6
Exons: 17
Coding region: 119-1537 (472 amino acids)
Biological process (GO): intracellular signal transduction; regulation of G protein-coupled receptor signaling pathway; G protein-coupled receptor signaling pathway
Molecular function (GO): GTPase activator activity
Source: RefSeq, a predicted model, not a curated record
CCCGCCCGCAGGCUCACGCCAUGGCGCGGGCCCCUCCCCGUCCCUGAGGAGAGGCGAGGCGGGGGGCGGCAGGGGACGGCGGCGCGCGGUUGCUAAGUCUGAGCGGCGAGAGACAAACAUGGCCCAAGCACCCACUGAUCCAAGUAAUGUGGAAACUGCUGACCCAGAGGAGAGUUCUCCAAAUAUGAUAGUCUACAGAAAGAUUGAAGACAUCAUUACGAGAAUGCAGGAUGACAAAACAGGUGGAGUUCCCAUCCGCACUGUCAAGAGCUUUCUGUCCAAAAUCCCCAGCGUCGUCACCGGUGCUGAUAUUGUACAGUGGCUUAUGAAGAACCUCAGCAUUGAGGAUCCAGGGGAAGCAAUACACUUGGGAAGUCUUAUUGCUGCACAGGGUUACGUCUUUCCAAUCUCAGACCAUGUCCUUACCCUGAAAGAUGAUGGGACAUUCUAUCGUUUUCAGGCACCAUACUUUUGGCCUUCAAACUGCUGGGAACCAGAAAACACGGAUUAUGCCAUCUAUCUUUGCAAACGGACCAUGCAGAACAAAGCUCGGCUGGAGCUGGCGGAUUAUGAAGCCGAAAACUUAGCAAGACUUCAGAGAGCGUUUGCAAGAAAGUGGGAAUUCAUCUUCAUGCAAGCUGAGGCCCAAGUGAAAAUCGACAGGAAAAAGGAUAAAACAGAAAGAAAGAUCUUGGACAGCCAGGAAAGAGCAUUCUGGGAUGUGCACAGGCCUGUGCCGGGCUGUGUGAACACCACAGAAAUGGACAUUAGAAAGUGUCGCCGUAUGAAAAACCCACAGAAGGUGAAAAAGUCUGUAUACGGGGUUACUGAGGAGUCUCAGCCCCAAAGCCCUGUACACAUGCCCUCCCAACCUGUACGCAAAACUACAAAAGAGGAUGUCCGGAAACAAAUAACUUUCCUGAAUGUGCAGAUAGAGAGACAUUGUUUAAAGAUGUCCAAAGUAGCAGAAAGUUUAAUAGCCUACACAGAGCAAUAUGUGGAAUAUGACCCGUUUAUAACUCCUGCUGAGCCUUCCAAUCCCUGGAUAAGUGAUGAUGCAGCAUUGUGGGACAUUGAAAUGAGCAAAGAACCUAGUCAGCAGCGUGUGAAAAGAUGGGGUUUCUCCAUGGAUGAGGUGCUGAAGGACCCAGUAGGCCGAGACCAGUUCCUUCGUUUCCUGGAAUCAGAAUUCAGCUCAGAAAACCUCAGGUUUUGGUUGGCUGUCCAAGAUCUUAAGAAACAACCUCUACAGGAUGUAACCACCAGAGUGGAAGAAAUCUGGCAAGAGUUUCUAGCUCCUGGGGCCCAAAGUGCUAUCAACCUGGAUUCCCACAGCUAUGAGAAAACAAGCCAAAAUGUCAAAGACCCAGGGAGAUAUACAUAUGAAGAUGCACAGGAGCACAUUUACAAGCUGAUGAAGAGUGACAGCUAUGCGCGCUUCCUCCGUUCCAAUGCUUACCAGGACUUACUGCUGGCGAAGAAGAAGGGAAAGUCUCUGGCGAGCAAGCGCCUCACAGGCCUGAUGCAAUCCUCCUGACAGCUGCAGCCCACCGCCCCGUGGGAGAGACAACUGGGACCGCUGCCGGGGACGGGGCAUUUUGGGGACAGCGGGUCCCUGCGAGGGAGCGAGCUGGAGUGAGCACAAGCGGGAAGCCACGUGCAGGUGAGCGCCUCUCCUCACAGUUUACAUCGACACUUCCCUGCCUGCACAGCUUUGUAAGGACGCCGAGCUCUGCAGGUGCUUUGUUUCCGACCGGGGUUUGGAGGAACGCACUUCACCAUACACAGAAGGCUUGCUGGCUUGUUAUUUAAGGGAACGGACUCAACCGCAACUUGGAGAAAGAAGAGCUGAGAGAGAUCGGUGUUCUUCCUUCAUCUCUUCUCUCCCUGGCACAAACAUGGCUCUAAUAGACGGCGCUGCAAUCUCACUUGCUCCCUUUCUUGUGGCCAUCUGGAUCCAAUAAAAUAUCUGCUGGAAGCUACUUCUCCUUCUCACAAAAUCCCAUGCAUUUCUCCUGCAGAUUCAUUGACUUUAACUUUGUUUUUCUUUUCUAUGUCUCUCCUCCUUUAAAGCCAAAAAGAAAAAGAAAAAAAAGGCACUAUUUAAGUUCAUCAUUCACUGUCGUUCCAAUAGCAUGUAUCUUACCCAGAGAUGAUGGCCAGAUCCUCAGCUGAAGUCAGGAGAGUUGAGUGGUUUUCAUCACCUGAGGAUCUGCCCCAUGGAGUCAGACUCUGAUCCUGGUGCAAAUCCUCUGAUGUCGGCGGACUCGCUCUGCAUGUGCGCAUAGUGCAAAUGUGAUCAGACUCUGCCUGAUGCUCAAAAAGUCAUGUUUUAGAUGUGUAAUGCACACAGAAACACACACAGAGACACACACGCACGUGGUAUUUAAAAGUGAAUUGGUUUAUAUUGUAUUUGAUUUUCUAUUUAUUUAAGGGUUUGCGUAUUUACUCAAUGAUGGACGUUCAAGCUUUACUUCAAGUAGAUAGAAUCGGACUCCAACUGCAAUUGUAGAGGGCCAAAAUCUGCUCACAUGUAUACAGGGAAAGGCAACUCUGGUAUGGGCAGGUGUCAAAAUUCAGCCUGCGGUGAGGAGGGAAUUGAUGGAGAUGGGACCGCCAGGAGCAGGAUGUGAAAGGGCAAGGUGCUGGGUGGUGCCAGGUAACCUUUCCUAAACAGCAGCACGCCCAGCUCAGAUAACUGACUCUGCUGAGAAGCAGCAUUGUAAGCGUGAAAUUGUACCGCUGGAGGAAAUGAGCUUCCACUAAAACUCAUCUGACCUACAGCCCGUGAAUACAACUGCAAGAGGUGACCCAUUAGCUUGUUGCAAACUGUUGGGAGUAUGGAGGUUAUGGUGAGGACAGAACUGAACUGAUUUAAUUAAAACCCCCAUGUAUACUAGCUGCAGAUAGGAAAAUGGACUGCAUUCACAUACUGUAUAUGAAAAUUUCAAGACUCAAUUGACUCAGUGCCACAAAACCUCCUGUAUUUUACAGGCACUUCAGAUCUGAAGCGUAUGUGAAAAUAGACAUUUCUUGGUCUUCUUCACUCAUGCCAAGGCAAACUGGCUUUUUGUGCAGGUGGUAGAAAUUGCUAUAUGGCUACAAGUCUGCAUUCCUACCUAGGCAAAACCAUCUAGCUAAGUAGACAGCUGGCUAUCGACAAUAUUAACUUCUGAGGCAAGUAUUAUUCUAAUAUCUAAGGCCUAUGUGUGCACAAAAUCAGGCCAGGAUAGUUUCUGUCAGAAAAAAAGGACCUUCCCUCUUUACCCAUGACAUUUCUCAUCUUGAUACCUCUUUCCGUUCCCCCCCCCCCCCCGCCCAGAAAACUCCUAUUAUUGAUUUUACCUGAGGUCUAUAGGACCGUCUACACCUGCAUGAAUUUACAGUAGAAUAUUGAGUAUGAUAUUUGUUCUUUACACAUGCCUAUUCCCGUAAACAGCCUGCUGUCUGAGGUCUUCAGAUUUAUCCUACACAUACGUGACACACAAGUGAGUUCCAAGACUGAAGAACUGUCAUGGAUGUGCCUGUACAUUCAUGUGGUGUCCUGUGUCCUGCCUCUGAAAGGAACAUUUGGUCUCCUCCAAACUGUCACUUAGCUGUCCUUGCAGGACCCAUUUUCUGUUGCACACGCAGCCAAAGGGUCCCCUCGGGUAACAGAGGCUCUUCAGGUAACAGGCCUGGUUAUCUAUUCAUCCACAUUCAUGUGUCCCUUUACGUCAUCCCUAGGAAAAUGCAAAGGCUGGCUCUUCUCAGAGCCAUGUUGAUGUGUUUUUAUCUGUGUCAACCCCACCGUCACCAUGUGUCACCGGAGCUCUGUAAACCAAAAGCUGCUCACACCCCAAGCUAAUCUACUGCCAGUGCUGCCCAGCCUCUAGGCGAAGGUACUUCCUAUUCCUAUAGCAGGUUUGUCCUGUGAACCCCUGAACUGGUCUGCAGAGCAUUCCUGAGCAGGAUGUGCGCAUAAAGCACAGAGCUGAUGUGUAGCAAGUAGCAGAGAUGGCCAAGUGUUACCAGGGGUAUCUGCUUUGCGGUGAGUUCCUGAUACUGGACAGGUCUUCUCCUGGGUGAAGGGUGGGGUAGCUCCAUGGAGGUACUCUCCACUGUCCUCCAGCUUGGGGGCACAACAUGGCAGGACUGGAGGAUGCUGGCAGGUGCACGGGACAGGUGGAAUUUGGGUGAUGGUCUGCGCAGGGAGCGGCAAUGCCAGACUUUAACUUGGAGAUGUGCUGCUGCCCUGUGAGCGAGGCACCCUGCUCUGUCUCCCUGCUCUGUUCCUGCUGGACGGCUGUGUUGGCUGCCGCAGUGUUUUGCCUGUGGGGAAUAUGCUAUGUUGGAACAGUUGAGUGCACGGAGGGAAUUUUUGCAGGCACAGGGAGCAUGCAUAUGGGCGUACAUCAGGGGGCCUGGAUGCUGAACAGCUUGCCAUUUAAAUGCACACUCGUGCAAGCUAAUCUGCUCAGUAAUGGCUAGCUGAGCGGACAGAGCUUCAUAUUCUCUGGAGAGAAGAAAUCUCUGCUCCUCAUUUCCUGACUAAAUUUCUCUAAAACAGACAUGAGAGUAGACAAGACCUCCUCCUGGGAACACAUAUGAACUGCUUUUCACAUGUCUUUUACUUCACAUAUGAUGAUACUAACAUGUAACUACUUCCACGUGAACUGCAUCCUCGAUUUAUUGCUUUUUAACGACAUUGCUUAUUCCAAGUGAUGCUGCUCUUGUACACUCACAGUAUCCCACGGAGUGUUGCAAGCGGUAAUGCACUGCUUUAUAAGCAUCCCAUGUCUUCCAACUACCUCAUCAUGCUGAAGAUGAGUUAGGAAAUCAGCUUUCCACCUCUAUUUAUGUUCUAAAUCACAUUGUUUCAAGGAAAGGUAGUCUGGAAACCUUUUACAAUGUCCAUGCUGUGCAAGCUAGCUACAAAGCUUCCCAUACUUACAGGGCUAUGGCUGUGAAAUAUGGCUGUACACUGUUAUUUGGAUAAUAGAGUAUCCAGAACAUUUGUGGCUAUUGUGGCGAAAUGGCACCAGGACAAGCACUAGGAAGGUUCAACAAGCCUGUGCAGACAGAGUUAGGCUAAAGCAAAUGGAUUAAUGUACUCUCAGUAUAAUUCAACACUAAGAUCCCAUAGAGUACUGUAAUAAAAUGGUAGCAGGGCAGCCAUAAAAAGUGGCAGUAAGCUGACAUAAUAAUACCAGGAUAAAUGUAGCAAUAAGGUAACACAGGCCGCUGCAGUAAAGUAGCAUUUUGAUAAUGCAGCAAUAAGACACAACAGGAUGCUGCAGUAAAUUAGUUUGGGGAAUAAGGCAGUAAUAAUGGUGUGUGAGGACAAACGGUGGUACAUUUGUACCAGGUACUGCAGCAAUAAAGAUAGCACAAGGUGUCCUAGUAAUAAGUUACUACAGUAACAACACCACGGUGAACUGUAAAGUUAUAUCAGGAUGCUUCCAUGCUGCAGUCAAAUCCUACAAGAGGUGGUAGCGAGACAAUGAAGACAAAAUAUGCCCCAUUUUGGACCGCAAAAUACAAGUCAGUUUUCUGCAUGGUGACCCAAAUUCUGGAAUGAUCUCAGCGAUACCAAUCCUAUUGCCCCCUCCCUUCAAGGAAGCUGAGACAAGAGAGUUCCACCUUCUAGUCUAAUAUUUUGGGCUGAAAAUACAAAAUUGACUCAUUGUCUCUUCAGCCAAAUUGUCACAGACUGUGGUGAAGUUCUUCAGUUAGUCCUUACUCAGGUGAAACCCCCUUGAUUUCAGUGAGUCCUUUGACUUGGAAAGGAUUUGGCUCUCUCAUCUUCUGGCAUGGGUGAUCCUUUUAGCCUCCAAUUAUUUCUGUUUUGGGGUGGGGGAAGGGGAACCCAGGUACAGAACAUCUGACUGUACUGGUUUGUUUCCUGAAAUGCACAAAUAAAUUUAGCAUCCUGGAAAAGUCAAAGCAAUAAGUACCAAAUCUGUUCUGUCUGUCAUGCAUGCAUGCACACGUGAAUAAUCCUGCUGGAAUCAGUGCAGGUCCUGGAUGCAUCCAUGGGCAAGGCUUGGCCUAACCCUGUUCUCAGUGUCUCCAGCUGAGUGACGGAAGCAGUGUGUCUU